Hypoxylon fragiforme is the source of this 1776-nucleotide messenger RNA. Its product is annotated as nucleosome assembly protein. Gene Ontology annotation, cellular component: nucleus; chromatin. Gene Ontology annotation, biological process: nucleosome assembly. Bases 201 to 1421 code for a protein of 406 amino acids. The transcript is spliced from 5 exons. Gene Ontology annotation, molecular function: histone binding; chromatin binding. The record is from RefSeq and is a predicted model, not a curated record. Lineage: Eukaryota; Fungi; Ascomycota; Sordariomycetes; Xylariales; Hypoxylaceae.
GAGUUGCUGCUCUGUGACUUCAGUGCCUUCAGUGCCUACUAGGUAAACUCCACACAUCACCCUCCGCUUAAUCUAUUCCUACCUUUCUCCUCCUUGCCUCUUUUUCUUUUCCAGUGGACUUAAAAGUCCCCUAUCAGAUAUCGACGCGCCUGCUUCCGAAUCAAUCAUAAGCAAUACCAUCCGCGACGGAAAUAUUAGCAAUGGCGGAACCGAUUAAGAAUCGACGUGCAGAGGUUCCUGCUCCUACUCCGCAGAACACACCUGCUAGCAAUGCCCCGAUCUCAUCUCAUGCUCAACAACCGGGCGUUGCCAGCAUCAAGGAGGAGGAUCUCGACCGCGCUGCUGCCGCGUCUAUUUUCGCUCAGAACCCCAAGCUGGUUCAGAUGAUUCAAGGUCGACUUGGAUCUCUAGUCGGUCGCUCUUCCGGCUACAUAGAGUCACUUCCUACUGUUGUCCGCCGUCGUGUUGCGGGCUUGAAGGGCAUCCAGAAAGAUCAUUCGAAGCUCGAGGCUGAAUUCCAGGAAGAAGUGCUCCAGCUAGAGAAGAAGUAUUUCGCCAAGUUCACACCCCUCUACGAGCAGCGCGCUGCGAUCGUCAACGGCAAAGAGGAGCCCAGCGAGGAUCAGGUCAAGGCUGGUGAGGAUGAGGAUGAAGAGGGCGAAGACAAGGCUGAGAAGGAAGCCAAGGACGAGAAGGAUGAGAAGGACGACGAGACUGCCGCACUUGUCAAGGGUAUCCCCGAGUUUUGGUUGUCCGCCAUGAAGAACCAGAUCUCUCUAGCCGAGAUGAUCACCGACCGCGAUGAGGCUGCUCUUCGCUAUCUAACUGACAUCCGAAUGGAGUACCUCGACAAGCCUGGAUUCCGUCUAAUCUUCGAGUUCGCCGAGAACGACUUCUUCACUAACAAGACUAUUACCAAGACGUACUUCUACCAGAACGAGAGUGGUUACGGUGGCGACUUCAUCUACGACCACGCCGAGGGUGACAAGAUCGACUGGAAGGAGAAUCAAGAUCUUACCGUUCGCGUUGAGAGCAAGAAACAGAGAAACAAGAACACCAAGCAGACUCGUAUCGUUAAGAAGACGGUCCCAACGGAGUCCUUUUUCAACUUCUUCUCGCCCCCGAAAGCGCCUACCGAUGAUGAUGAUGAUGCUGCUUCUGACAUCGAGGAGCGUCUUGAGCUGGAUUACCAGCUCGGCGAGGACAUUAAGGAGAAGCUGAUUCCUCGAGCUAUCGACUGGUUCACCGGCGAGGCCUUGGCCUUUGAAGAGAUAGAUGAUCUUGAGGACCAGGACUUUGAUGAGGAUGAUGACGACGAGGAUGAUCUGAGCGAAGAUCGUGAUGAUGAGGAGGAGGAAUCUGAUGAUGAUGACGAUGGUGCGAAGCCAAAUCAGGACGCACAAGAGUGCAAGCAAAGUUAAAUGUUGUCCUCGUUUGAUCACGCAUUCCACUUAAUUUUACACAUCAUGGAUCUUGCUCGGAAGGGGGAGUAUUGAGAAAAGGAUGCCUCAUCUCUCCCAGCCGCUUUCAUCGUUCUAUUAACCAAGGCAAAUUUAAUGCUGCAAAUUUGUCGACGCUCUACAGAGGUCUUGCACCAAAUGGUCUGAAAUCAGGUGAAAAAUAGACUGGCCAUUCCUAUUAGGUUCUAGGCUGCUUUCGGAAUCUUGUUCUGUAUUGAUUGGUAGUUCUCUUCGUCGUUUUUUCCCAGCAUGCGGCUGGUCUGGAGUAGUUCGGUCGGCCGGAGGGUAGCAGCAUAUUACGACGAGAGACGCUGGA